AUUAAGCCGACGGGACAACGGCAAAACCACCUCGCCAGCUGCUUAGUCAUAUCCCCAAGGCAGCUGCUGAUCUUCAAUGCUUAAAUGCACCAAACUCAAGAUAAACCCUCAAAUCAAUCGCAGUUCUCAGAUAGCAUCGUCAUCACCAUCAUACUCGCCACUCACAAUCAUGCUCCAACCAAUCCGUACGACCUUUCGAAGCGCCGCCCAGGGCGCCCGCUUAUUCUCCACAUCACGAGGCCUCCGAACAGACCUGUCCUACCAGGUGUUUGGGCCCGAGAAAGCCGAUGUUAUUGAUCGGAGUCCUAUCAUCUUCCUUCAUGGACUGUUCGGCUCGAAGCAAAAUAAUCGGGGUAUUAGCAAAGCACUGGCACGUGAUCUGAAACGUGAGAUCUUCACUGUGGAUCUCCGCAAUCAUGGCCAAUCUUUCCACGCCCAGGAACACAACUACUCCGUCAUGGCCGAAGACGUGAUCAAGUUCAUCCAGCAGCUGAAGCUAGACAAGGCCGUUCUGAUCGGCCACUCGAUGGGCGCCAAAACCGCCAUGACAGUUGCCCUCGAUUCACCCAAGUUAGUCUCGGCUCUUGUACCGGUUGACAACGCCCCCGUGAAUGCACCCCUGAAAAGCGAUUUCGGCCUCUACGUUCGUGGCAUGCAGCAUGUCGAGGCUGCUAACGUGACGAAGCAGUCUGAGGCUGAUGAGAUCCUCAAGGGAUAUGAGGAAUCCCUCCCCAUCCGCCAAUUCCUCCUUACCAAUUUGGUCCGUUCGACAGAAGAUCAAACCAUGAAAUUCCGGGUCCCGCUUGCCGUCCUCGGCGAAGCCAUCCCUGGUAUGGCUGACUUCCCGUACCGGGAGCCGGGGUCUGUCUCGUAUGAGGGCCCUACGCUGUUUGUGAGGGGCACGAAGAGCAGAUAUGUGAGCGAUGAGUCAGUGCCGACGAUUAAGAAGUUCUUCCCCAACGCCCGUGUUGCGGAUGUGGAGGCCGGGCAUUGGUUGAUUUCGGAGAAUCCGGAAGGGUUCAGGCAAGCUGUUCUGAAGUUCCUUCAGGAGGCUCCUUGAUUGAUUGCUACAGUCAUGCUUGGUUUGAUGGAUGGAUGUAUAGACAGACAAGACAGAACUGACUCAGACUCCACUUGUACAUUCUUGCUUAUGUGCAGGUCCCUUCUCCCCCUACCCCCCGUGACCUUGAAAAGAAAAAAAAAGAAAAGACUAUUGAACAGAAGAAAGUAAGAGAGGUCUGGGCUUAUGGCGCCCAGGACCACAAAAGAGUGGAGGAGAAAAUAAAGAAAAAGAAUUAUUGACAAAGGGGAUAUCCAGCAGAAUUGAAACCAACUUUUCCUUCUUCUUUCUUCAGACUAACGACUGAUUCAUAACAUUCGUAAUCUCGUGAUGUGUAUUGCUUCAAAUUGCUCCCUCCAGGGGGGUCACCUUUAGCUUUAUACACCUACAA
Messenger RNA from Aspergillus piperis CBS 112811, 1451 nucleotides. Its product is annotated as putative alpha/beta hydrolase. Bases 170 to 1060 code for a protein of 296 amino acids. The record is from RefSeq and is a predicted model, not a curated record. Gene Ontology annotation, cellular component: mitochondrion. NCBI's taxonomy places the organism in Eukaryota, Fungi, Ascomycota, Eurotiomycetes, Eurotiales, Aspergillaceae. The transcript is spliced from 6 exons.